Molecule: messenger RNA, 2349 nt
Organism: Spodoptera litura
Lineage: Eukaryota; Metazoa; Arthropoda; Insecta; Lepidoptera; Noctuidae
Cellular component (GO): membrane
Molecular function (GO): serine-type endopeptidase activity
Source: RefSeq, a predicted model, not a curated record
GCUUUCAAGCUUGUCCGUUUAUUGUGUCGAAUAUUUUAGAGUUAUUACUUUUCGCGAGUUUUGGUUCAUUUGUACAAGUAGUUGCAGUGGACGAGGACGUCUCUACCGCCACUGUACUGUCAGCUCACACAAAUAACGAAUAUAUACAACACCUACCCACACUGAGACAUAGCUGCGCACGCGCCGGAGUUGUUUACUGCACACAUCAGCUGUUUCAGCAGAUACUUACAUCGUUACAGUAUCGCCGACGCGGACGGAGGACAUCGCGCAGCGCGGCCAUGUCGUCCUGACUGAGUGACAUACGAGCUCGCCAUGGCUCCGGACAUUGAACACUGCGAAACGCAGCGCCUGAAUGAGGAGCAAGCUGUACCUGUGCACCAUGGCAGGCGGAUCCUACCGGACGGCCAGCCGCCGGCUAGCGCCUGGGUCGAGACUGAGGACGAGCGGCCCGGAGACAACACCAGCAGCCCCGGCGAGAACAAGCGCCUGCUCCCCUCCGGCCCGCCGUCUAAGCACAAGUCCAGGCUGCAGGCCGGCCUCACGCUGGGAGUGCAUCCUCCCGUCAAGUACAAGUACCCUCCAGCCAACAAAUCCCAGAAAACUUUUCUGAAGACCAAGUCUGAUAAGAAGUCUGAAAGAAAGGCAAAUCUCAUAGCUUUAUUGAAGCCGCCGUACUUCAUAGUCUCCAUGAUUAUUGUAAAUGUAUUGAUUCACGAAUCGAUCAAGGAUGCUGACGUGCGCGCCUUGCUGCAGUGGAACCCGGACUCGUGGUGGCGCGAGCCCUGGCGGCUCGUCACCUACGGCUGCGUGCACGCCAGCCACCUGCACCUUGCACUCAACUCGCUCGUCGCGCUGGCUGUGGGCUGGCCGCUAGAGCGCGAGCAGGGCUGGUGGCGCGUGGUAGUGCUGUGGGUGGGCGGGCUGGUGGCCGGCGCGCUCGGCGCUGGUCUGCUGCAGGACAGGGUGCGCGUCGUCGGCGCUUCCGCAGCUGUGUACGCGCUGCUUACUGCGCAUAUUUCUAAUGUGUGCCUUAGACACGGGCACAUAUCGUUGUGGUGGUUCCGUCCCCUGAGCGUGCUGGUGCUGGGUGCGUCGGAGGUGUGCUGGGCGCUGGUGCGCACCCCGGCGCCGGCGCGGGCGGCCCCGCACGGCGAGCACAUGCACAGUCCCUACGAGUACGUCGCCUGGGCUGCACAUAUCCUCGGUGCAGUCGUCGGGGUGCCGCUCGCUUUCGUUGUGUUCACUGGUGAGAACAGUAGGAAAGCAUACGUGAUAGCGUGUCGCGUGAUAUCUGCCAUGGUCCUGGUGGCGGGGGUGGUGGUGGCCACCGUCUGCUACGCGCAGGUCGCCGCCGCCGAGUACAAUGAAGAGGACAUGACCUGAGCCUGGCCCGCGACACUGUGGCGAUUCGAUGUCAAGUGCAAUUCGUACUCAUCCGUCCGCUAUUCGUAGCUUAGAAUAGCUUUUGAUGGGAAUUUUACAAGUUUGUACCGUUUAUAAGUACCUACCUACAAGUGUAAGCUAAGGAGCCUGUACUCUGCAGUAGUGGUUGCGACCUACUCGUGGCCGCGUUUGUGGGAUGAUCGAUCUUUGUCUAUUCUAGUCUUAAGUGUUAUGUAGGUACAAACAUGUUCAUUUGAAAUAGUUUUAAGGAAAAUGUGAAGUUGUAUAUUCUAAAUUGUAACUCCGUGUCUUCCCACAGUUGGGUGACACACGCACCUACAGACAGACAGAGUUCUGGUACUGUACUCGAACAAACAUAUCUUAUAGUUAGUGGCGGCGCGGGGUUACUGCUGUUGUUGAUUUCUGUGAAAUCUCUCGUUCUGUUGUUUUGUAUCAAAACGUUGUACACGGCUAGUGAUAUGUUGUAAGCUUUGUACUUAGCUGUUAUUGUAAUGUAAGCAACUGUAACUGUAACAAGUGCAAUUGUAACGAACUACUUACUGUUGUCUACAGUUAUGUGACUCUCCUUAAAGUAAUCUUUAAACCUUUAUAUAUACGGUUACGGCUGUGAUAAUGUCAUGAAGAUAUUGAAUCUUACUCUGUAGCGAAUGCUCACACUCCAGCAAAUGAACCUACACCAAUCAGUUAAAAUCCCACAGUUGAUUGUCAACUUUAUAUUUAAGCAAUAACGUUGAAAUUGCAAUAAAGCAAGGUUUAGGUUGAUCAGCUGGUGUCUGUGCAAUACUAUAGCUGCUGGUGUCUGGGCUAUAGUCUAUGAACACAUAAUGUACUGGCUGUAGAGCGGCGCACCAGUCGCUGCAACCAAAGAGAUUACAGUUCUAGUCCAACCUGACUUAUGUUGUAUUUGUAUACGAGUAAAUAGAAAUACAUGCGACUUACACUGAA